This is a messenger RNA of Diorhabda sublineata, 14137 nucleotides long. It is a transcript of the gene Taf4, whose product is annotated as transcription initiation factor TFIID subunit 4. Gene Ontology annotation, molecular function: RNA polymerase II general transcription initiation factor activity; DNA binding; protein heterodimerization activity. Gene Ontology annotation, biological process: DNA-templated transcription; transcription initiation at RNA polymerase II promoter. Lineage: Eukaryota; Metazoa; Arthropoda; Insecta; Coleoptera; Chrysomelidae. The coding region runs from base 13 to 2610 and encodes 865 amino acids. Gene Ontology annotation, cellular component: transcription factor TFIID complex. The transcript is spliced from 8 exons. The record is from RefSeq and is a predicted model, not a curated record.
GGGUCUCGGAAAAUGGCGUCAGCUAAGUUUCUCGAGGAAGCUCUGAGUACAGAUGUUGAUGAAUCGGCCGUAAGUGCGAUUGUCGGCUCAUUAGAGAAUCAACUCGUCACAUCAACACCUCCAGCGUCAUCUCAAACUGGCUCAGCUAUCGUGAUUAAUCAAAACCACGUAAACAGUGCAAUAUCCAACGGCGGGACAGUUGCCCCACAGAAACAUGGGACUAUAGCCAACGGUGACUCGAUAAGUGGUGUAAAUACUAUAAACGCGAACGAUGCAAAUAAACAAGUGUCGAACAAUGCUAACGCGAUGAUAAUUGGAAGUAAUGCAGGGGGGCCAGUGACAACUUCCUACGUGAACCAAAGUGUUACUGUCGAUUCAAACGCCAAUAAGCCUUCUGAUAGUGUUAAAAUAGUUUAUUCACAGGGCCAAGGAAACUCAGUCAUGGCUAGUUCGGGAACUAUUUUACAGAAUAGAGUUACAUUGCCAAAUGGUACCAUAGGUAUACCUCCACAGACAGUGCUACAAACGAAUCCAACAAAUGUGCAAACUAUACAAAAUAAACAACCUACUUUAGUUCUGAAAACCAGUGGCGCGCCGGGAGCUCCUGGACUAGUGACUGUACCUAUGAAUGUGGCCUCAUCAAUGGGGCAGGCUAAUAAUGUAGGUAGCCCUAGCAUUCAAUCCCCCAAUAUCCUAUCCAACCUCCAGGUAGUCAAUGUGCGCCCUGGAGUUCCUACUCAGCAGCAGAAAGGACAACCAGCUCGUGUAGUGCUAAGUGCACCUCAGUUAGUCGGGGCCCGUCCAGGGACUCCACAAUUAACCUUACAAAGUUUUCACGGUUUACAACCCGGCCAGCAGGGUGCGUUGCUGCUCAAGACUGAAAAUGGACAGUACCAGCUACUGAGGGUGGGACCUGCUCCUCCAACGGGUAUUAAUUCUUCACAAGCUGGAGGGCAACAGGUUACCUUCCGAAUGCAGACUGUUCAAUCAAGUACUACAGCUACGAAUCCUAUACAAACUGGUGCAACCACAACAGUAACGUCGACACCUCAACCUGUUGUUCAGCAGGGACAAGUGCAAGUACAGGUUCAGAGACCUGCUAAUGAUAAUACCAAAGAAAAAUGUAGAAAAUUUUUGGCAAACCUUUUAGAACUUUCAAGUAGAGAACCAAAAUCAGUUGAGAGAAAUGUCCGGCAACUGAUUCAAGAACUCAUAGACAACAAAGUGGAACCUGAAGAUUUUUGUGACAAGCUCGAAAGAUUAUUGAAUGCAUCUCCCCAACCGUGCCUAAUUGGAUUUCUUAAGAAAAGUCUCCCUCUUCUUCGGCACUCACUAGCUACACAGGAGCUUAGUAUAGAUGGAAUUCGACCUCCGCCAUCGAAUGUAGUUUACUCGAUAGCGGGGGCCACCCCAACAGUGCAGACCAUCAGACCAGCCGGUUUACAGCCUAAUCAUGUAAGGAUAGUCGCACCUGGUACCACUGUAGUUCGACCUGGCCAAGUUAUUCAACAACGUGUCGUAACUCCUCUUAGAACACCUGUACAGCAGACAAGGAUGGUAACAUCCAUACGACAACCAACAAUACCUAAUAAUGUUAUAGUCUCAACGUCUCAACCUCCAGCUCUUCAUCCUGUUUAUCCAAAUGGACAGCAGGUUAGGAGUACAUUGAUACGACAACCUGUUCAAGUAAGAACCUUAGCUUCAGGUCAAAUCAGACAGCAAGUACCAGUUCGAACGGCAUUCCCUGCCCAAAAACAAAUCGGUACAAUAAAGCAACAGGGGUCAAAACCAACAGUGCCUUCCACAUUAAAACCAUUAGCCAAAGACAAAGAAAAGAAGACAUUUUCUUCUGCUUAUACUGGAGAUGACGACAUUAACGAUGUUGCAGCUAUGGGUGGUGUUAAUCUCGCUGAAGAAACGCAAAAAAUUCUUGGGUCAACGGAAUUCGUGGGAACUCAAAUUAGGUCAUGUAAAGAAGAAGUUAUGUGUUCAAUGCCGCCAUUACAGCAUAGGAUUCGACAAGCAAUGGCAAGGCAUGGAUUAGAAGAGCCUAGUACGGAUGUUGCGGCAUGUAUAUCACAUGCAGCACAAGAAAGGCUAAGAGAUCUCAUAGAAAAAUUAUCAGUUAUAACUGAACAUAGAUUGGAUAAUAUCAAGACAAAUCAACGAUAUGAAGUAACAAAUGACAUUAAAGGUCAGUUAAAGUUUUUAGAAGAUUUGGACAAAGCAGAAAGGAAACGACACGAAGAAAUGGAGCGGGAGGUAUUAUUAAGGGCGGCGAAGAGUCGAUCACGAACUGAGGAUCCCGAACAGGCUAAAUUGAAAGCUAAAGCCAAAGAAAUGCAAAGAGUAGAAAUGGAAGAAUUGAGGCAGCGAGAAGCGAAUGCCACUGCCUUACAGGCUAUUGGACCUAGAAAAAAGCCUAGAUUAGAUGGAGAAAUAACUAAUUCAAAUCAGUCAAACUCCAGUGGUGUAGGAAGUGGCACCCGAGGUCAGCUCCCAUUGCGACAGCGCAUGAAGAAAGUAACGUUGCGCGACGUCCAGUUCCUGUUUGAGACAGAAAAAGACCUCUGCAAGAGUAAGAUCUUGUAUAAGUCGUACCUUAAGUGAUGCUCGCUUUUUCUCGUCAGUGUUGUGAUAUGUAUAUAUAUCUUAGGACCUUAUUAAUAGGCCAAACUCUCUCUUUUCGAAUUCAGACAUUUAUUGAUCGGGGGAGCGUACGAUGAUGAUCUUUUUGUAGUUGUUUUUUGUUUUAUAUUAAUAAAGGUAAAGCGGAAGAAUAUGCAGCUUCUUUAAGCAAGUGAUAUUAGGUGAUAUGUUAACCUUUUUGAUAACAUUAUAUGCUAGAAUCUGAGAUAAAUGUUAAAAAAAUACACUUGUGUCAUUUUUAUUUUAACAUCCAUUACUGACUGUUGUUUUAGAUGUUUUUUUUUAUGUAAGAUAAUUUGAAACAUGGACAUUUUUAUAAUUAUUUUGUUAAUUGAUAGCAGGAAUGGUGUUAAAUAAUUUUGUUCUACCACUAAUUAUCUAAAUAUUCAAUAAUCUUCAAAUACUAGAAAUGUAGACAAUAUCACAGACUAUGGAAAAAAAAUGGAAAACCAAUAUACAAUAUUGAAAAUAACCAUGGCUUAGGAAAAUAUUUAUUUUGCAUUGGAAAUAAGUUAUUGAUGUAAAAGUAAUAUGAAAGACACAAUCAGGUACUGAAUAUUUGAAAUGACAUUGUCAAAUAUUUACUUGAAUUAUUUUCUGCUUCAAUUACUAUACAAAUAACUUUUGGGCAUGGAAAAUGUUAAUUACUCAUGUAAUUACUACUUAUUUUCAAAUAUUACAAUUAUCAAUUUAUUUUUUCAUCAAAGCUUCUUUCGAAUAGUCUUUUCAUAAUUAUGAUUUACUAAUUUUGAAUUUCCUUGUACUUUGGAUUGAAUCAAAUUUAUAUUUUUUAGUCUGUUUUUUUGCACGAGAUACUGUCUGUGCAUUGAACAUACUCCAUUUGGAGUACAUGAAAGAGAUAGUAUAGUUAUAAUACCUGAAUGAACAAAAAAUAUGUUUAAUAGGUUUAUUAAUUGUGAAGGUCUUAAUUUCUUUUUCCAUGUAUCUACAUGACAUUGUCAAAAAACCCAACAAAACUGAUUGUUUUAAUUAUUACAAAAAUUCUUUGUCCAAAAAAUGACACAAGCUGUUUUUAUUGACUACUAUCAAAAAAUUACACUGUUUCAACUAAAAAAUAAUUUGGGCCAUGAUUGUACAUUAUCAAUGUAGUUAAAUAUAGGUGAUAACAUAUUUGGAAUAGUGGAUGUUGAGGAAAUUUUUGGGAUAAACUUUGUGUUAUUGCAAAGGUUGGGAUUAUUAGUUCAUUUUUAUUAAAAAAACUUCAUCCUUCAUAUUUUUAAAAGUGAUUAUUCAUAAAAAUUAUUGUAUAAGUCUUACACAAGCUAACUAAAUAGUUUUUUAACAACUAUCUGAAAGAUAUUUAGAAAUUUUUGGUGGUCAGCUCUCUAUCAUAUGGUUUGAGACAUUAUUUUAAAGUGAAUUUCAUUAGAAUCUCACCUUUUCUCCUUGGCAUCUCAUUAAAAAUGCAAAUGUGAAAACUUCCCAAGAAAGAAAUCUUGUUUUCAUAGAAAUAUUUGACAAUUUUAAUUGUUUAUGUAUAAAAGUUACAAUUGUAAAACUAUUAUAACUGCUCACCGUUCUCUUCUAAAAUAAUAUUGAGUUGCAAAUAGGAAUGGUAAUGGACAUAUGAAAUUAGAUUGCUAACACCCAUUAUACCCUGUUCUCAUAAAUGAUUUACAGUAUUCUCAAAUUGUCACUUGUCACUCUUGAAAACAAUGUUACAAGAUAUUGUAAAAAAUAAAUUUAUUUUUAGAAUGUCAUUUGUUACGCCAUGCUUUGUCAAAGUAAUAAAUUGUCAUUUUAUGUUACAGUUAAAACCCGUUUUCAGUUAAUUCUAGUUUUGACAAGGGAAAAUUAGUUUUCACAAACCCAUUCCAUUAAAACUUGUUUCCACUAGUUAAAACUAGUGUUGACUAGUACUCUCGGCGUUAAAACUAGUUUUUUUCACAUUUUUCACUAUGAAAUACUAUUACUAGUUUUUUUUUCAUUUAAUAUAAUUUUCAGUUGAAACUAGCUUUCAUUGGGGGGUUCUACUAAUGGAAAACACUGUUUCCCGUUGAAAAAUUUAUUGUUUUAAAAUUUUAUUCUAUUAGAACACUGAAAAGACAGAAUUUUUAAAAUAAAAUUUCGUGGCAUAUUUUUUUUGGUACAAAAUUCGAUUAGAAACACAAUAUUUUUUCCAGCAGCAUCUUAAGAAACCUUGCCAUCCACCUGAACCUGUGGAGGAUUUUUCAGUAGCAAUGCUAAGGGAUAAAAUUGUAUCUGGGAUUCUAACCAAUGGCGAAUUUAGACCUAUAAUACAAUAAUAAUAAGGACUAUAAAAUUUUAUUUUAAUAAUUUCAAUUUCAAUAAUCUAUAUAGAAAAAUAAAACAAGAGCUCAAGGAUAAUAAAGACAAAGAGAAUAAAAUACUCAAAUGAUAGAAUGGACAAGUUGGAAAAUGAUGAUGAAAAUAAUAUAAAAUUAUAUCAAUAUACAAAGAAACCAAAUAGAAAACGAACUACAAAAAAUAUUAAUGAAAAAUAAUGAAGUUGGUAUUUCAAAAAUUUAUUAACGGAAGAAGAUGGUAUAAGUGACAAUGUUACAAUACUAGAAAAUGAAGAAAAACCGACGGAAGUGGAAUUUAAUGACAUAAACAAACUUAAACACAAUAAAACAGGAGGAAUAAACAAAAUAGUAAAUGAACUAAUAAAAUACGGGGGAGUUACAAUAUAUUCAAGAUGAAAGAAAGAGUAUGGGAAACAGAAGCAAUGCCUACUGGGUUGAUUAUACCAAUAAUGAAGGGAGUAAAUUACAACGUACGUAGUAAUUAUAGAGGUAUUAGUUUGAUAAAUACCAUAUACAUACUAACAAUAUUAAUAAAUGAAAUAGACAAGGAAAAUCAACAGUAGAUGCGAUACAUACUAUAAAAAAAGAGAUCGAAGAAGGCCACAAUAUUAAUAUGCAAAUGCUUUUCAUCGAGUUCAAACAAGCAUUCGACAGUCUGAAAAGGAGGACAAUUAUAAAGGUCAUGAAAAAACUACAAGUACCCCAAAAGUUUAUACGAUUGGUGGAAAUAACUAAGCUAAAUUCUAGGUCAAGGGUAAUAACAAAAAAGGGACCAUUUGAGGAUUUGAAAUAAAUGCUGGGGUAAGGGAGGGUGAUGGACUCUAAGCGAUACUGUUUAACAUUACAGUUGAAGGCAUAACAAGAGAAUGUAAUAUCGAUGGUAGUAUCAUUAAUAAAUCAAUACAAGUAAUAGCAUUUGCUGAUAAUUUAACUCUAGAAACAAGGGACCGAGUCUUGAGAGCACAUUAGAAAAAAUUGUAAGAGGGACAAGAAAAAGAAGAUUGAAAAUAAAUCAGGAAAAGACAAAAUAUAUGGAAAUUGAAAGAAGGAAGUUUACAAACAAGAAACAGUAAAGAUAAAUGACCUCAUGUUCGAAGUAGUCGACAUCUUUAAGUUCUGUUUUUCUGGUGAAGUGUAAUUGGUCUCCAUUUAGCUGUAGUGAUUUUUCUUUCCACAAAAUAUUCUUAUAUGUAGAAGUUAUAUGCCUGUGAUAGCGCAGACAAAGGCUAAUUUUCUUCAUCUUUGCUUAGUGUAGGUAUAUCUUAUAUUGUUCGGUCUCGCCCAUGUCCUCUACAUAAUUUUCCCAGUAGUUUAUCAAUUCUUUUUCUGGUGAAGGUUUAAUCCUAUUGAUCAUUUUGACAUAUAAAUUAUUGUAUAUUAUGCGUAUUCAAGACAUUCAGGUUAGACCUUACAGUUAUGCAUAGACCUAUAACCAAACUUAUAGAAAUCAAUAUAAUUAAUAAACCUACUUCUGAAACGCUCUCUGAUUAAACCAGAAGUUACAUAACUCCAAAUGUGUUUGGAUGCCGAUUGACAUCAUAACAUGUUCGCCAUUUAGAGACUAAACAAUAUUAUACGAUAUUGUUAGGGUGAUAAAAAUCUUAUUGGAACCAGAAACAUAAUUUUACGACACUCGGUUCGUCACUGGAAAAACAAUACUAAAUUUGUAAAAACUUAAACGAAAUAACUGCGUCAGUACAGCACCGCAUCAAACAAGAAACACAACUACACUGUUUCGGACAUAUUUGGAAACCUAGCGCUGCGCACAAUUUCGGGGAAUCCCCGGGUUGAAAUAAAACAGCGCUAAAUGAGAAAGUGUUAAGCGGGGUCUUACAGUACCUAAAACGAAUGAAUCUUACAUCAUACUUCUAAAUUGACAUUAAUUAAAAUUUGUUAUAGAUAGAGUGUUACAUCUUGAUAAACUGGAGGCAAAUCAACAAAUUAGUGGAUUUAGAAUUUAUUUAAGAUGGGGAUAUUCUAGUCGUUUAGUUACCUAAAAAUAUAAACUAAAAAGAAGUAAUAUUGUAGUUAGUAGACAUUUAUUUAAUUUUGGUGCUGAACAUUGCAAUUUUAGCUUAUAAAUACAAUUUUAGCGUUUAUUGUAAAUAAUGUAUAAUAUAAAUUUAUUGUAGGACACAAGAAGUAUUAUUUUGUAGAUAUUAAAAAUUACAAAUUUAUGUUAAAUUUGUGGAAGAAGAAAAUGAUGACACAUUUAAUAUUAGAAAUCAGCAAUUUAAUUUAUUGAAAGAACUUCCAAGAAGUAAAACAUAUCCCUUCACUGUAAUAAAUUGAAACACAUUAACAAGAUUUUUGUUUAAUUAGUGUGAAAAACUAGAAUACUUCAACAUUGUAGAUGACAUUAUACAUUAAUUUUUGAUUCUUGAUUUAGGAAACGCUCUGUAUGAUCUAGUCGUGUUCGAUGAUUUGUUCAAAAAUAGUUUUUUUUUAAUUGGACGUGAAUUAACAAACUGCAAUUGAUUCCGGAAUAUCAGAAUGUAAAUAUACAGUAUGUUUAGAAAAUAGUUGCCAUCUCUUUUGAAACGAUUUAUGGAACGCUCAGUAUGAUCUAGUCAUGUGAAAAAAAGAUAAUUUGUUCUAAAAUAAUAAUUUUAUCGAACAUUGGACGCGAAGUAACAUAAACUGCAAUUGAUUCCGGAAUAUCAGGAUGUAAAUAUACAGUAUGUUUGAAAAAUAGUUGCCAUCUCUUUUGAAACUAUUUACGGAUCGCUCUGUAUGAUCAAGUCGUGUUGAAAUUCGACAAUUUGUUCUAAAAUAAUUGCACAAUGAACAAAUUGUAAUUAUUUUUAAAACUUUAGACUUUUACAAUAGAAGUAUAUUUUUGGAAUUAAAUCCAUUAAAUUUUGCACGAUACAUACAUUCUUUUUACUACUUUACACCUAAUUUUCUUUUUCAGCGUGUUUCCAUUGUCAAUUAUUUGAAAUUUGUCUUAUUAGUCACCUACUUCAACUUUGUUCCAAUUCUUAUUUAUCCAAGUGAUGUCUUCCUCUACUUAUAAUCUCUAUUUUAAUUCCCUUUCUCUGUUUUGUUCCUUCCUUUGAGCUUGGCCACUGUUAUAUUUUUUAGUUCUGUUGUCUAUUGUGUUUUAUGAAGUUGAUGUAUCUCUUCCAGUGAUUUCAAGCAUGUAGUUGAAGUACUUGCUAUCUACCCAUUGUUGACACUUUGAUAUCGAUGAUGGUUUCUGAGUGUUUGGAGUAAUUACUCUAUUCAACAAUGUUGUUGCUGAUACUAGAUAACACCAAUUUAUUUGAAACAAUGUGCAUAGAUGCAGUGUUCAGGCACUAAAGUUGAUCAAAAAUUUUAGAUAAUACCAUACUGUAUCUGUAUAAACCCAACCUUGUUACAGUUAUUGUAUUAGACUAAAAUCCCAAUAGAAAAAUUUGAAAGGUAACGCAAACCUAGUACUGAAAGGGGGGUACUUUUUGGUCGAACAUAUUUGUACGACAUACAGAACUUAAGUAGGUAAAAAAAAAUAAUGACAUACUACCUAAUGCCGUACAAAAAUAUAUGGGUAAUAUUGGUACCAGGAGAUGGAAAAAUUUUUGAUUUUCCGAAAAUGUUUACCCCGUUUUCGGUAAUUUGAUAGAGUACGGUAUUUAUAAGCAACGAUUCGGGUUAUUACAUAUUCGCUUUUUUGCAACGCAGUACAUACUGGAACAGGGGUGAGAAAUCUGGGACGUAAAUCCCUGGAUUUCAACUCCCAUUCAUUAAGGUAAUUGAAAAAUAAGGCAUCAAUUUCAAUCGUCUAUUUGAUACAUGAAAAAACUUUUAAGCAACCAUGCCAUCUAAAAAUUAUGGUUCUUAGAAAUACUUAUAAACAAUUUUCUGAAUAAAGGGAAUAAAUUGUUGUUUUUAUCGGUAAGAUCAUUAUUUCCAGUACGGCAACCACUUUUUUGAUAAAUUAUAAACUAUAACAAUGAACUACCUACUCAAGUUCUGAAUGCCGCACAAAUAUAUUCGACUAAAAAGUACCCGCCUUCAGUGCUGGGUUUACCUUACCUGUGUACUCAUCUGUACCGAGGCAUAUUUUCUAAAUUGUUUGGUUACAUAUAGUACUAUUGAUUAAAAAGUGAUUCGUGGUGGCUGAAAUGACCUCUCAAAAUUUUCUAUUGAGCUUGUAGUCUAUAUGUUUAAACAAAAAUUUCCAAAUUAAAAAUACACCUUAUCAGUUCCAAUUAAUAGAGUAGUAUAUUAGUAAUAUCAGUCAUAUAUAACUCUUUAAAUAAAAAUAUAAGAAAGACAAACAAAAUCGCGCUUAAAUUACAUGGUAAUUUUGUACUUUGAAUUUACACCGCUUCUAAAGGAAAGUCGUAGAAUCAAAUCGAAAAACUUCUUGAUAAGUGUAAAUAAUUAUUAAUUUUUCAUGAAAUUGUUUUAAUAAACUUAAUAAAUAAGAAUUUUUUUAUCAAAAUUAGUUUAUAUGUACUCAAAGAACGCAAUAUGGCGCCCUACAGAAAUGUUUAAACUACCUACAAAAUUUUUGAAUUCUCAAUAAUUUUUUUCUUUAUAAAUAUCUAUCAAAUAAUUAAAAGACAAUAUAAUAAAAGUUGUAUAUUAACUAUCCAAAACUAUUUUUUUCUCAAAUUAUGCUUCAUUCAAUACUGGCAGUAGUGAUUUCCAAAUGAAACAACGGCUUAUGUCAAAUUUUGUGUGUAAAUUUUCAAGAUAUAUUUUUUUUUUGUUUAAACAAUUUUUCACAAAUAAUUUCUAGAUUCAUUUAAGUUGUUUAUCAUUACCGCUUUCCUUUACCAUAAGAUUCUUACGUCGCUCCCCUUGUACACUUUUAGAAUAUAAUUGAAGCAUUUCAGUUAACAAAAAAAUAAGAUAUCAGCAAGAUGCUGUGGAAUCUUGGAAAAUAUUUUUAUAGCCGUGUUAUUAAUAUAUAUAUUGAAUAUAUUCGUUUUAAAACUGAUUUUUAUCGAAUUUUUGGGCUUAUAUUGAUUUCUGAUGGUCACAUUUUUUAAAAUUUUUACUGUUUCUAAAAGUGAAACGUGAAAGUUUGAUUUAUAGUCGUAAAUAUAAAAACUGCUUGUCAAUUGAAAUUUGUUGAUCUAUCAGCUCAAUACAUAUUUUUCUUUAUUAUACAAAUUCAAAUUGAAAGUUACUAAAGAAGAAGAAUUAAAAACUUAGUGACAUUUGGAAAAUUGAAUUAUAAAUUUUGCUUUUGUCUAUUAUCAGGAGAAUUAACAUUUUUAUCUAGGUGAAUAAUUUCCAACAAUCUCUUUUUGUAUUUGAUUCUAUUUCGUGUUUUUUUAAUGUUUUUAUAAUUAAUAGUUAUUUACGUUACAAGUCCGGAAAGUGAUUUAGUAUGGUACGAGAUAGAUGUUCAUGGACGAGGCGACGAAGGAGCCGAGUCAAGAAUAUCUAAUCAAGUACCGUAAUAAUAACUUCACGGACGUAUUUCGUAAUAUGUUUUUUUUCAUAGUGUUUUCGGUAAAAAGCAAAAUAAUAUUAAAAAAUGUCAUAUUUGACACUUUUACUGAAACAUAGCUCCUUUGGUAUUGAUUUUAGCAUCCUAUGAAUUUUAUAGUUUUUCUAAAAGAAAAAACAAAAUUUAGGACAAUCAUCAAUUAAUUAAUUCCCUGAUGAUGAAUAAAUUAAAUUAAAUUAAUUUCCACAAUCCGAAAACCAACACGCAUAUGAAAUAUGAAAAAUGUAUACCUUUAAUUAAAAAAAUGAAUAUUUUUUAAAAGAAUCGAAUACAAAGGAUACAGACAAAUUUUAGUUUAGAUAUGAUUUAUAUCAAUAAAAUCAUGAUAUUUAUUAAUGAUAAAAUAUAGUUAAGAAAUUUAAAUAAAAUUUGUAAUUCUAUUUCCUGAAUUUUAACAAUAAAGACAAAAAUAUGUCAUAUAAUUCAAUCAAAUUGUCUUUCGGUAACAGAAUAAUUAACAAGAUGAAAUACAGUUAGGUCCAAGUUAAAUUUGAAGAUUUCAGAAAUCUAUUUUCUAUUUAUUUCUAUCUAAUUUUUUAUGCCACUGUACAAGUUUAUGCUUUGGUAUUACAAUCAUUCACUGACAAUUAUUUCUUUUUUGGAUAGCUCUACAUUAUCACAAUGUUUUGUUCUGAAAAUUCAUUUGUUUUUGUGAAUUUUUUCUAAAAAAAUUAUUUAUACUUACGACUGUGAAGAUCAAAUUCUAAUUCUCAACUUACAAUUCACAAUAAAUAGACCAUUUAAAUAGUAAAAACAUGUUUUGUAUCAAAACUGAAGGGGUUAAUAAGAGAUUGCAGCUUUCACGAAGAAAGCUACACAUUUCUUUGUAUUGAUACUGGAAAAAGAAUUGAGUGGGUGGAUAAUCAAAAAUAUGCUAGUCGAUUUCUUAGAAUAUCUUUUUGAAGACGGUGCUCACUGUUUUUCAUAUGAAAAUCAUAGGUGUGCAACUGCAGAUAAAUAAAUCAAUAAGAUAGUUACAUCCCUGUUAGGCAAUUAUAGUUAAAUACAAAUUGAUGGCACUGAUCAAUAAAACAAAACUUCCUGCAUUAAAUUGAAGAAUUGAAAAAUUUGGAAUUUAUUUAGAGUAUUCUUUACGUAUAUAUGUUACAAUUAAAACGCAUUUUUCGUUAAAACUCGUUUACCCUAGUUAAAACUAAUUUUUACUUGAUGUCUUUGUUAAAACUAGAAAUACCCAGUUAAAACUAGAAUUUACCAUUGAUAUAUUUGAUUUUCAGAUAAAACUAGUUGUCACAUCGAGCUGUAGCUAUAACUAGCAUUAGAAAUUUUAUCGAAAACAAGAUAUAGUUUAAAAUAUAUUUAUUGAAAAGAUCUAAGUGACUGAGACUAUUCUAAUACUAAAGGAACAUUUUAGGGAACAUCGACUUAAAUUAGUUGCCAAUUUUAAGUUGGUAAAUAAAAUUUCAAAAACAAAUAUUGUUAAUCAACAUAAGCAUACAAUAAAAUCUAAUCAGUAAAAUAUAAAUUUAAAAAAUGAUGAGGAUCUACUUGUUAGUGCAAGAGAAAAUAUCGUGGCAUUUUGAAUUAAAAAGAUAACCACUUUUCUUGCAGUGAUACAUUUUUGAUAUACAUCCUUUCUUGCAUAAAUCCUUGCCUUGCUCCUAUGGCUGCUUUCUUAGCAACAGUUCUCAAAGGUAAAUUUAUGUUCGCUACAUCUUUUUCACCCAAAAAAUUUUCUCUACAAUUGUCAAAUUCUGACCUGAAAAGCACAUUUAACUAGUUGGAAUAAAUAUAUAUAAUUAAACUUAAUAAAAAAAUUAAGCAACACAUAGGUUCAUACCUGCAAUCUAAUUUGUCAAGCGUUCCAUAUUUUGUUCCUGUCUGCGUAUGCUUUUGAACAAGAAAUAUCGCGACUUGCAUUGCAACAAGGCAGCUUGACAUGAUGCAAGACAACGUGCAAGAAAUUGGAUGCAAGUUUCUGUAAACAGUAAAAGUAAACAAAUUUCUAACCUCAAAUUUUAUCUAAUAUUUUGUACCUAGUUUAACAAUGAAAAUAACGAAGCUAAGUUUUACAAAAGUCAGCUGAUCUGUUAAGCCAAAAGUAACUAGAUUGCAACUUUCAUGCAAUAAAAAUGGCAGAAAACCGAUAAUGUCAAGAUCUUAUCAUAUUUCGUUCCUGUCUGCGAAUGCUUUUGAUCAAGAAAUAUCGCAUUUUGCAUUGCAUUAAGACAGCUACACAUGAUGCAAUUCCUUACUUCAUAUUUCAUUUAAUAUUUUUUUACUGGUUUAAAAAUGAAAGUAAAAAAGGUAAAGGCCAUUUGACAACAUGCAAGACAAUGUUUGAAUGCAAUUUCUUGCACGAUCAAAUUAUUGCAUGGACGAAUAUUGCACGUCACUUGACAUUAUCCUUUGCCAUUGCGUUAUGAUUACCACUAAGCAAAAUUCCUAACAAAUAACAAAGCUAAAUAAAGGGAAUAAUAAUUAUAUCUGAUGCUGCCUUGCUAUUUCAGUCUCAUGGACCGAAAUGGCACCUAGGCGAUGGUGGGACAAGCAUUAGAAAUAGAUGAGAAAAUACCCCAAAAAAUAUUAGAGAAUAGAUGCAGAAACAUUUGAUAAACUUCUGACGAAAAGGAAUCAUAAAAUAACUAAAAUUAUUGACGGGAGACGUAAUAUCAGCAAACUAGAAAUUCAUUUUUCUCCAUAAUUGCAACUUGCACGUAAUAAAAAUUGCACCAAACCAUUCAAUGUAUUGCACAGUUUACUUAUAAAUCGUAGUAGUAGUAAGAAGACCUAGGACUCUGAGCGAUGGGUUACAAAGAGCCUUCAAAUAGUUUUCAUCCUUUUAUGUUUGUUUAUGUAGAAGUUUCAGGUACAUAUCGUAUUUAUGAUGUGCUCAAAACAAAAUUGAUAUUAUUGUUUUCUGAAAUUAGCAAAGUUUUUAUUAUUCCAAUAACAUGUGAACAUGUCCAUUUGAAGUUUUGUGACAUUGUUUAUUUUAUUUAUAUAUUUCUUUAUCGUCGUCAAGGUAUGAUGUAAGAUGAUUCAUUAUUUGUAAUGUUUUCCCUUCGUUUAUUUCGGUCUAUAUGUUUCUUCAUGGUUAUUAUGUUAUUUAGUCAUUGUUAUUAGCUUGGUAAUUAUUGUUAGUGCCUCUAUUUAAAAGUUUUGUUUAUCGCUUAAGAAGUAUUUUGCUGUAAUUUCAAGUUUAAAAAAAGGUUUUGUCGCUAACUUUGAUUAUUCAAAUUGUUCAUUUUGCUGGUCAUUGGUCACCUGAAGUUGACUGGUACUUUCUAGCCUAAACAUUUAAUAUUAGUGCCUGAUUAUCCGUUUAGCCUACAACCAGAGGUUUGACCAAAAAGUAGGUACAGAAUUGUAUUAAAUAAAUAAAAUAACAAUAUAAAAAUAAACAGCUCAUUGACUCUAAAUAAAUAGACUUUAAUCUCUUUGUUAUAUCUGUGGGGUUAUGAAUUACCACUUAAUCAGGGUUGUACGUGCCCUCUACAAUGAACAUUAUGCAAUGUUGAAGAAAGGUAUUCUAAAAACUAGACUGUUGUUAAAGAGAAAUCAUCUUCUUAUAUAAUAUAAAUUGAAAAAUAUCAUAGUUUUUUUUACAAUGUGUAAAUAAGGUAGAUUUUCUAAUAACACUGUCGAUUUUUUCUUUAUAAGAAAAUCUUUUAAAGAUCAGGUAUUGUUAAUAAUUCUGUAAUUAGUUAUAUAAUUGUUUUUUAAACCUAAACUUAUAAAUAUAGAUAUAUAAUUUUUGUUAUAGAUUAAUAUUUAAUAUAAUAAAACAUGA